UGUCGAGGAGGCCUACUUGUGGGAACAGACAGACGGCUCUUAACUUUGCCACCGCCCUCCAAGGAGUUUAAACUGAAAUCUUGUAGUUAAUCUCCUCUGCACUUCAAAGCACGUUUUCACUGGCUCCAGUCCGGAGCUGCUUUUCCCCAAACGAAGCAAAACUCCUCUCUGGAGAUGAAAAUCUCUGUUGUGUCCAAGAAGCUGUGGUGCGUCCACAAACAGCUGGUUCUUGUGCUCACUCCACUGGUGUUUCUACCUUUGCUUUUUACCCUACCGGAAAAGGAGGGAAAAUGUCUGUAUGUGGUGGUGCUGAUGGCCAUGUUUUGGUGCACAGAGGCCCUUCCUCUGGCUGUCACUGCCAUGCUUCCAGUCUGCCUCUUCCCAACGCUGGGCAUUCUUCCAUCCAAGAAGCUAUGCCCUCAGUACUUCCUCGAAACCAAUUUUCUCUUCCUGAGCGGCCUUGUGAUGGCCUCGUCCAUCGAGGAGUGGGGCCUGCACCGCCGAAUAGCCCUGAAGGUUCUUAGUAUUGUCGGGGUGCAGCCAGCAUGGCUCAUACUGGGAAUGAUGCUGACCUCGUCCUUCCUGUCCAUGUGGCUUAGCAACACGGCCACAACUGCCAUGAUGCUGCCUAUUGCUAAUGCCAUCCUGGAGAGUCUGUUUGGGGACCUGGAGACACUGAAAGAGAAGUGCAAGUCCACAGACGAUCCUGAAGGUGAUAUAUUAAAUGGUCAGUCUACUGUAAAGCUGCAUUCACUGCCCUCAGUGCCCACGGAAAAACAAAUACUAUCAAUAGACGGGAUGGAUGGAAAUGAGCCGAGCGACACAAGGACAUCCGAGGAGACCCGUUCAGAGGCCCAGUAUCAGCUGAAGGUGUGGAAAGGGUUCCUGAUCUGUAUUCCUUAUGCGGCCAGUAUCGGAGGGACCGCUACGCUGACGGGCACAGCGCCCAACCUCAUCCUGAUUGGACAGCUGAAAAGCUACUUUCCAGACUGCGACCUCGUCAAUUUUGGUUCCUGGUUUGCGUUUGCUUUCCCGCUCAUGCUUCUCUUCCUGUUUUUGGGAUGGAUUUGGAUCGCAUUUCUCUAUGGGGGAUUGACUACACGAUUGUGUUUCAAGAAACAUGACCAGCGAGCCCAAGCAGAGGCCAGAGCAAAGGCUCUAAUAAAGGAAGAUUACAGAAAACUAGGGCCCAUAAAUUUUGCAGAAGGAGCGAUCUCUUUCUUCUUUGUACUGUUUGCCGUUCUCCUUUUCACAAGAGAUCCCAAAUUUGUCACUGGCUGGUCUGUGCUUUUCAAAAAAGGGUACGUCUCAGACGCAGUCACCGGGGUGAUCAUUGUGUCCAUAUUGUUCUUCUUCCCGUCGCAGAAACCUUCUCUGAGCUGGUGGUUUGACCCUAAAGCUUCAAAUACUCCAUAUGUCCCCCUCUUAUCGUGGAAGAAAGCCCAGGAUUCUGUUCCCUGGAACAUCAUCCUGCUGCUCGGAGGCGGAUUUGCUAUGGCUAAAGCUUGUGAGGAAUCUGGACUCGCCUCCUGGCUCGGAGGCCACCUCCAGCCUUUGGCUGAGGUCCCUCCCGCUGCAGCUGUGAUGUUGAUCACUGCUUUCCUGGCCUGUUUCACUGAGUUUGCCAGCAACACGGCCACAAUUAUCAUAUUUCUACCCGUCAUUGCUGAACUGGCUAUUCGUGUGUCGAUCAACCCUCUGUACUUUAUGAUACCUGCGACAAUAGGAUGUUCAUACGCCUUCAUGCUGCCAGUGUCCACACCACCCAACUCCAUCGCCUUUGCAUCAGGACAUCUCAUGGUCAAAGACAUGGUGAAAACUGGCCUGGUCAUGAACAUUCUGGGCGUCCUCUCGGUCUCUCUGGCCAUGAACACGUGGGGCAUUCCCAUGUUUAACUUGAACACGUAUCCAGACUGGGCUGAGCCCAUCAACGCAUCUGCUUUUCCUAGUGAUGUGCGCUUGUCUUCUGUCCAGUCAGCGAACACUACGCUCUGAUCGCUCACUCAGUCUCAGCAUAUAAGCACAGAAGAAGUUUCAGAGGAUCGUAUAGAGAUUUAACACCAAACAGGGACAAAAGUCCGUCUGCAGAUGUCUGCUUUGUGUCACUGAGACGUCACAACUCUCUGGGAACUUCAGUUGUUACCUGUUAAGAUGAAAAUAAUAAUAUGCUAAAGUGUCUUUGUGGGAUCUCAAGAGUCAGGAUUUCAUGCUGUGAACUGUUAGGUUUGGCACACUGCGAGUUUUAAGUUAAAAACAAGCUGCAUUAUUUUACUCUCUGCCUUGUUGAAACUGGACAGGAGAGAAAUUUAACCUCAAAAUUAACACCAGACAGAGUUUUUAUUUGUGAAACUCCUGCAGAUGUGUGUGUUGUUUGUUGAUGCUACUUGGCUCACCUCUGCCAGAGGAAUGAAAGAGAUCUCUGUGAAUAAUUCUUUUAAAGUAUAUAUUUUUGGUCUAAAUCACAAAGAGAUUAUGUUACCUGUUUAUGGACUACAUGGUGCAUGUUUAGUGGCCAAAGUUGUAGUGCAUGAACUCUAUUUUAAAUCUUUUCUACAUAGAGUAGGAAUGCUUACUAAUGAAUGUGUACAUUUUGCAGUGGUGGAAACCGAGUAAGUGCAUUUAAUGAAGUACUGCGCUUAAGUACAAAUUUGACUUACUCAUACUUCACUUGACUACUUUCUUCUCACACCACUUUCUUCUACUCCACUACAUCAGGGAAAUGUAGGGAAAUAUUGUACUUGUUGUUCACUACAUUUAUCUGACAGCUUUAGUUAGCAGUUUAGUUAUUUUAGAAAGUAAGUUUUUUACACCAAAACAUUUGAAGGAGUUUGAAAGAUAGCAUGUUUUGUUCAAAAUUAAAAGCUGCCUAACAGUUUAUACAAGUACAACUGAAAUUGCUGGCUGAUUAAUGAAUUAGUUGAUUGACAGAAAGGAAAUUGGCAACUAUUUUGAUGAUGCUUUAAGUAAUUUUCGUGUAAAACAUUUAAUGAUUACGGCUUCAAGACUUGUGAAGAUUUCCCGCUUUUCCUUUCAAUUAAUUUAAUCAUUUUAAUGUAGCUUUAACAAUUUUGAAGUUUGGUUGGACAGACCAGAUGCUGUGAAGGUGUCACUGGCUAAUUGUGACAACAUUUGUCACCACUUUCAGAAUUUUUACAAAGCAAACAAUCACUUAAUGAAUGUUGAAAACAAUCAGCACCUCAAUCCAUAAUCACUAAUUGCAGUCCUCUACAAAACAGUUGAAAAUGUGCUUCACCUCAGCCAACUACAACAGUAAAAUCCUGCUUUUAUAUUAACACUCGAGUAAUAAACAUCACAGGGGGCAUUUUUUUUCCUUUUAAAACUUCAACUACAUUUUCCUGAUGAUACUUAAAUGCUUUUACCUAAGCAAUAUUUUAAGGCAGGCCUUUAACUUAGAGUAUUUUUACAAUGUGGCAUCAGUACUUUUACUUAGAGAAAAGAUCUGAAUGCUUCCUCCACCACUGACAUUCGGUUACCAAUGUGAUUCAAAUAAGUGUAACUGCUGUUACAAAUAAAAUCUGUAUUAUGAUAACUUUUGCAUGUGAUCUCUGUAUUCCCUGUAGUGACUUCACAUAGCAGAGUUUAUUAAAGGACCUUGUUAUCAGAAUAUUUGCAACUGCUAAA
Molecule: messenger RNA, 3642 nt
Organism: Scatophagus argus
Lineage: Eukaryota; Metazoa; Chordata; Actinopteri; Scatophagidae
Gene: slc13a3
Product: solute carrier family 13 member 3
Exons: 13
Coding region: 175-1995 (606 amino acids)
Biological process (GO): citrate transport; monoatomic anion transmembrane transport
Cellular component (GO): membrane
Molecular function (GO): citrate transmembrane transporter activity; sodium:dicarboxylate symporter activity; succinate transmembrane transporter activity
Source: RefSeq, a predicted model, not a curated record